GAGAGAGCGGGGGAGAGAGAGAGAGAGAGCGAGCAGAGCCGCAGAGGGAGGUGAAGAAGGAGACAGUUCUUCUUGCGCCGCUCUGUGCGUAAAAUCUGCGCGUUUUCGCUUUUACGCACGGAGAAAAGUUGAAGCGAUGCAUAGAUUGUGACGGAGAUUUCCACUGAAAGCUCUCACUGAGUGAAUGAUUUUUUUUUUCCUGCCACGACUGACAGACGUGUUUAAUAACAGCCUCGGUCCACUGUUGUGUUCGCAGUCAGAGAGCGCGCGACGCUGACGUUUCUCUGAAACUUACGUCUCCGCGUAAAGACGGAACGGAGUCUUUAACUUAGUAGAGUAAUGAUUUAGGUUGAUAUCCAGAGGUUUUACACCCCGCGCUACUCUUCAGUCUUAAACCACAACAUGGAUCCUUUAUUCAAUUCAACCGAUGUGCCAAACUGGACCAGCAGCGUCAAUGACACUAAUAACGGGACCGAGUACGGGAAUCAGUUUGUCCAGCCGGUGUGGAGGAUCGUCCUCUGGGCCGUCGCGUACAGUGGUAUAGUCAUAGUGUCAGUGGUAGGUAACGUGACAGUCAUCUGGAUUAUUAUGGCACACAAACGCAUGAGGACCGUCACCAACUAUUUCCUGCUGAAUCUGGCGUUCGCCGAAGCCUCAAUGUCCGCCUUCAACACGGUCAUCAACUUCAUCUACGCCGUGCACAACGAGUGGUACUUCGGACUGGUCUACUGCCGCUUCCACAACUUCUUCCCCAUCGCAGCGGUUUUUGCGAGCAUCUACUCACUGACUGCCAUCGCCCUGGACAGGUACAUGGCCAUCAUCCACCCCCUGCAGCAGCGCAUGUCAUCCACAGAGACCAAAGUGGUGGUGGGUGUGAUCUGGGUCCUGGCUCUGCUCCUGGCCUUCCCUCAGUACUACUACUCCACCACGGACCAGCUGCCCGGGCGCGUGGUCUGCUACAUCGAGUGGCCUGAAUACACCGUGUGCAACUUCAAAAAGAUGUACUACGUGUGUGUGGCCAUCCUGAUCUACUUCCUUCCUCUGCUGGUGAUGGGUUGUGCUUAUCUGGUGGUGGGACUGACCCUGUGGGCGAGUGAGAUCCCCGGAGACUCCUCUGAUCGCUACAAGGAGCAGCUGACCGCCAAACGCAAGGUGGUGAAGAUGAUGAUUGUGGUGGUGUGUACGUUUGCCAUCUGCUGGCUGCCCUACCACGUUUACUUCUUGCUGCACGAGUUCUUUCCUGACAUGUCUGAAGAGAGGUUCAUCCAGCAGGUCUACCUGGCCAUCAUGUGGUUGGCCAUGAGCUCCACCAUGUACAACCCCAUCAUCUACUGCUGCCUCAACGACAGGUUUCGUGCUGGUUUUAAACAAGCCUUCCACUAUUGCCCCUGUGUCCCUCGAGGCUCUUAUGAAGGCCUGGAGCUGAAGUCCACUCGGUACCUUCAGACCCAGACCAGCGUCUACAAGGCCAGCCGGAUGGAGACCACCGUGUCUACGGUUCUACAGGUUGGAGAUGACAUGGAGCAGGCCAAGGUCAAGGCGGCAGUGGGUCCAGGGAUCUGCGGAGCAGCGGUCGGGGCCAGGCCACAUAGCUCUUCCCUGGACCUGACUUCGAAUGGGUCAUCGUCCAGGAGCGUCUCCAAAACAGUGUCCGAGACGUCCAGUUUCUACUCCAGUAACAACCUGCAGGACUAGACCUCACACACUCACACAGGAGGUGACGCAAAUUUGACGCACAACAAGUUCACAUACAACGUCAACGGACGGCAGAAAAGUAUCGCUGGAAGUGCUUCACAUCCAUACAGAGCUCCCGAAGUAAAGAGAGAAACUUACAGCGUUGUUUCCGGCUCCAGAUGGUGUUGUGAAAUCACACAACACCAAAUUAUAAUCAUAAAAAUCACCCGUGAGCGGUUGCUUCACUCAAGUGCAGCUGCUGAGGAGACAUCAGAGUCCAGCAGAGCAAGUUUCAAACUCACGUGACUAAUAGUAAGAGUCUACAACUCUGUCCUCCCAACAUAUAUAGACACACAACCAUUUACUCCCACACUCACACCCAUGGUCAAUCUAGAGCCAUGGUUCUCAAACUGUGGUACGUAUACCACCAGUGGUACGCAAGCUCCCUGCAGUGGUACUUGAAGGAAAAUCAGAAAUAUUGUUCUACUGUUUAUACCAGGAUGUGUGACGCACUGGAGCUGAGGAACAUUUUUAAAAAUUAAAUAAUAAAAAUUAGAGUCACCUUAUCUCUUGCUCCAUCUUAAUUUAAUUUCACUAUACCAGUGUCUGAAGUAUAUUUGAGGAAGAGGAUGAUGAGCGAACAAAUGAUCUUAUCGGGAAUAAAUCUGCCUCCUGUGAAAAGUCUAUAGCUGACUUUGCUCCAAAAAAAGGAAAAGGAAACCCAAAAAUCCUGAGAAAACCAAGGCCAAAACCAGGAUUGAAACUGGUGAUCUUCUAACAGUCUAACAGAGGCUCACCAUGUGGCCCAUUACAAAAAUGUGUGUACAGGUCAGAGCGAGGGAAAUAUACCAAUAUCUUCAAAGGCAUACCAUAACAUAUCAUAUAAUAUUAAUUCAAACUUGAUUUUUGGAAAAAGUGACAGUCCUAAUAAGUAGCCUUGAACUGGUUUGUCAUGCCACAGCUUUAACAUUUUAGUUAUUUAUUUUCCCGGGUUUUAAAUUGAAUAUUGACUGUCAGACUGUUAUUUUAAUUUGUAAUGCAAACUCUUAAGGGUGGGACUCACACAUAGACAUUGCUUUAAUUGAAACUUGAUGGUGGACAUUAGCAGAGCAUUAUCUGUCAUGGUCAACAUUGUUGCAUGCGACGCUGGCGACGGGGUAAACAGUCUUGUCCACGAGCUCUGUUUGAACAGUGUAAUAUUUGAGUUUAAACACAUACACAUCGUUUUACUGGCCUCUUGGAAAGUUGAACAUUUCUCAACUUCUGCCACAUGCAGGGUAAGCAAAUGAUACAGCCCAAUUCAGUAUGAUCACAGCAAUCAGUAGCCUGUGGUGCAUCAGCGGUAUUUUCUACUAGCUGUGCUAGUGAUUAAUAGGGGCAGCUACCUGAAGCAUUUUUUUUCAACAAUCAAACACACAAAGGACAAUGUAAAACUGCUACUUAUGUAUGUAUAUUGACCAAGAACUGUACAGCUGCUUAUUAUAAUUCUGAGAUGACCCAUUCCUGUUUUCAGUCCCAUCUACUUGAUGAUAGGUUGAUGUCAGAAACAGCCUUCAGCAGACACAUCGCCUCAAAAUGUCAGAGGUCUGGAGCCGAGUUAAACAGAUCUCUGUGUUCCUCCAUUAUACUGAACACAAAAAAAAACUCUAAUUGAUUUUACUUUAAUUCCAAAGACAACGUCUUGCUGCUAGAAACACUCACACACUCACACACUCAGAUGCUGGAAACACCAUAUAUUCCGAUCCGGCCAAGGCAUAAGUGAACUAAGCAGUGGUGUGUGCAGAAAAAAGUGUCACCACACUCAGUGCGACACUUAUUUUUUUACGUUUCCAUUAGGAAUAGUACCAAAAUAAACGGCCCCAACGGUUUCAUUUUUCUGUACCCUUCCCUUGACGUACCAGAGUAAUGGUACGGUACAUUAUGGUUGGAGCUAGACCCAUAACAGUCAGCUAAUUGGUCGACAGAAAGGCGUCGCUCCCUUGCGACCAGUGUCUCUUCAAUGUCCACAGUCUAUAUUCUCAUACAAAGACGCCUUGUAGAAACAAACAGUCGAAACACGCAACCACACUCUACCAAACCGAACUGUACUAUGAUGGAAACACGAUUUAAUAGUCAAGCACUGGCUACUCCGAGGUAGUGGGAGGGAGCCUCCCCAAAAACAAAUUCAGCUUAGGGGCCCAUAAAGGCUUGGGCCGGCCCUGCAAAUAUGUAUCAGUUAACAGUUAAGUACAACUUUUACACUUAUUUACACAUUAGUAGAAUGAAUAAUUAAUCUAUAUACCCCCAAAGUUACAGCUAAUAUAUUUACAUUUUUUUGUUCCCUUUAAAUACUGUUAAGCUGAAAGAGAGCAUUUAAUUUUAAGUAUAAUGUGCUGGAAUAAUGUGAUGCUGCGAAAGUCCAUGAAAAAAAACACAUUUGAUUAUACAUGAGUAUUGUGUGGAUAGUUUUUCUGACAUAGCCAGGAAAGCCAGUCUGACCUCUGUAUUGUAUUGGUGUUGUGCUUGCUUCUAUCUCUAUCGUGCCUGCUUAUAUCUACAAGAGAAGUCGGCUUAAGAGACUUUUUUAAAUAUUUGUUUCUCCAAAAGUUCAAAACCAUGACAGUGAAUUUUAUGUGUUUUUCUCAAUGUGAGUUCUGCUCCAAGGUGACUGUGUACCUGUUACUGCCUCUGUUGUUACUGUUACUAUUCAGUGAGUGUUUUGAUCUGUGUUCUUUUGCCAAAAUUGAAUCAUCAAUUUUAUUGUCUUCUAAUAAAGGAAAACAGAAGUUAGAUUAUUCAAUCA
Molecule: messenger RNA, 4456 nt
Organism: Solea solea (common sole)
Lineage: Eukaryota; Metazoa; Chordata; Actinopteri; Pleuronectiformes; Soleidae
Gene: tacr1a
Product: tachykinin receptor 1a
Exons: 6
Coding region: 403-1695 (430 amino acids)
Biological process (GO): positive regulation of flagellated sperm motility; G protein-coupled receptor signaling pathway
Cellular component (GO): plasma membrane; sperm midpiece
Molecular function (GO): substance P receptor activity
Source: RefSeq, a predicted model, not a curated record